AUGCAAAUCACGCACGUUAUAUACAACCGGAUGACGUACGCGAAGGAGGGUUCGCCCAGGAGUUUAGCGGUCAACAUUGAUCCAGUAUGGAAGCGGUAUCAACGCCACAGGGAAAAAAAGAACAAAAGGUUCCGAUUUGGCAGGGUCCUUCUGGAAUGUGAGAGCCAUGGAGGAUGGGAGGCACGUCGUGGGAUCCGGCCUAGGCAGGCAGAGAGCGAAAAAGAGCAACAAACACGGGGUGUAUUUUUCUUUUGCACACUGAAAGGGAUCGGAGCAGGCAUCGAAAGGAGACAUCAGGAACAUGUCAUAGUGGAGAAUCGAAUCUGGUCUGAUCGCCUGACGUUAGCGCAUCGUGAAUUUGGGGGUUUCGAAAGCAAAAGGAAAAAGAAGAUGAAAAGGCAAAAAAGAAAGAAACGAAGAAUGAAAGGAAAAGCAAAAGCCAGCAAAUUCCACCAAGCGAAACAGGCGCUGUACCUCCAUACGGGAGGAUUGGGGUUACCUAAGCAAAAUACCUCAGGCGGCCUUUCGACUGCCACCCUCACGUUGCUGUCAAUGCGAGAUGCUCCGAAGCAGGUCAAUCCCUGCUUUAAAUUUCUAUAUACAGAGUAUGGCCAUCAAGCUGCUUCUGGAGAGUUGAUACUCCGUAUAUAUGACGGAUUCCCGAGGUAA
Molecule: messenger RNA, 669 nt
Organism: Nannizzia gypsea CBS 118893
Lineage: Eukaryota; Fungi; Ascomycota; Eurotiomycetes; Onygenales; Arthrodermataceae
Exons: 6
Coding region: 1-669 (222 amino acids)
Source: RefSeq, a predicted model, not a curated record